AUGGCAGAACCAGGACCCCAAAAGCCGAUCACAUACAAAUACAACCACCAGACUUUCGACGCGCCACAGUACGCAGCUAAGCUCCGCGAAGCCAAGCGCAGCAUCAAAAAAGCCGCAGCGUACUGGUCCAUCUUCGACGUGUUGCUCGUAAACAGCGUUGUGAACCUCGUCUGCACCGUUUGCAACAAGUCCUACAGCGCGAAGAACCCGUCAGCUGUCUGCCCGGAUCACUAUGCGAAGCACCAGAAGGACGUAGUGUGUGUUCGGAAGGCCUGUGAGGCGUGUGCCCUCAUGCGAGUGCCCCCACCCCAGGCUGGGGGCAAGGACAACUGA
This is a messenger RNA of Volvox carteri f. nagariensis, 333 nucleotides long. RefSeq lists its product as uncharacterized. The coding region runs from base 1 to 333 and encodes 110 amino acids. NCBI's taxonomy places the organism in Eukaryota, Viridiplantae, Chlorophyta, Chlorophyceae, Chlamydomonadales, Volvocaceae. The record is from RefSeq and is a predicted model, not a curated record. The transcript has a single exon.